Cheilinus undulatus (humphead wrasse) is the source of this 2883-nucleotide messenger RNA. RefSeq names its product secreted frizzled-related protein 2 like (gene sfrp2l). Bases 852 to 1868 code for a protein of 338 amino acids. The record is from RefSeq and is a predicted model, not a curated record. Gene Ontology annotation, biological process: negative regulation of canonical Wnt signaling pathway; non-canonical Wnt signaling pathway; canonical Wnt signaling pathway. The transcript is spliced from 3 exons. Gene Ontology annotation, molecular function: Wnt-protein binding. Lineage: Eukaryota; Metazoa; Chordata; Actinopteri; Labriformes; Labridae.
UAAAUAAAUUUAUGUAAAAAAAAUUCCACAUAAUUGUACAUUAUCUAUUACAUAUGUGAAAAAAAUGGCCUUGUUAAAACAUUCAUCUCACGUGUUCAGUGUAAUUUAAAGCCUGGCUUUUAUAGAGGCGCACCAGGGUAAGGGUAAGAGAAAAUGAAUUCUUUAGGGAAAAAAAGUCUAAACGUGUAAGUAACAUUUUAAAUGCUGAGAAAAGUCUACAUGUUAAAUCAAAUAGGAUCAAGAUGUUUAGAAAAUGUCAAAAUUCUGAAAGAAAAGUUGGAAUAUUUAGGGGGGAAAGGAAAUAUUGAGGGAGGAAAGUAGAGACAUCCAAAAUGUUGGAAAAAGGGCAGUAUGUUGUGGGGAAAAGGCAAAAUGUUGAGAGAAAGAAAAAAUGUCAGAAAAAAGGUCAAAUUGUCGAGGAAAAAAAUGAAAUAAAAGAAAUAAACUAUAUUGUAUACAAUUAUCAUAGCCGACAAUUUAGGUAGGCUGCGUCGUCAUUUCAUGGUGAAAACACUCUUUCUCUUCAAUUCUUCCUACUCUGUAGGCCUCCGUAGACUUUGUAAGUAGUGAGUAAAUUAUUCUUUUUCUGUUUAAUGUCUACUACACAUUCUUAAAUGACAGCAUUGGCUACAUGAUAACAAAAACCAACUUUGUGCCCCCACCACUACCUCUGGCUCUGUGAAAUGUAGAGGGCAGAUAGCAGCAGUCAGUCUGAUGACUGGGAGGCGCCUGCCCUCUCAUUAACCCCCUUGUGAUUCCUCCACACCUCUUUGUUUACACCUCCAGGCCGGUCAAGUCCAGGCAGAAGUGUGGCAGCUCCCCAGACCUCACUUUCUUCUCGACAAAACAAAAUGCUUCUCUCGGUGUUCAGUUUUAUUUUACUCUCUGUACUCUCUCGUGCGUCUGACACCGUGGCCCCCGUGCCACAGUCUCUCGGGUACAGUUCCUCGGUCCGCUCGGUGUGUAAACCCAUGCCGAGUACCCUGACUCUGUGCCACGGCAUCGGCUACAGACAAAUGAGGAUCCCCAACUUGCUCGGCCAUGACACUCUGAAGGAGGCCCAGCAGCAGUCGGCCGCCUGGCUGCCCCUCAUCUCCAAGCUGUGUCACCGGGACACUAAGAAAUUCCUGUGCUCCCUGUUCGCCCCGGUGUGUCUGCCGGAGCUCAGCGGGCCCGUCAGUCCGUGCAGGAGUCUGUGCGAGGCUGUGCGGGAUGGCUGCGUGCCCGUGAUGAGCGCCUUUGGUUUCCCCUGGCCAGAGAUGUUCAACUGCAGCCGGUUCCCGCGCGGGACCGGACUCUGUAUCGCUGCUACCGGAGAGCACGAGGGGAGGACAGCUGAAGAUAUCAGGCACGAGGAGGCGCUGAAAGGCAGUGUUAUCUGUGAUGCCUGCAGUCUGGCUGCUGAAGGAGAGGCUGACAUCCAGGAAAACUUCUGCAACAGCCCAUAUGCAUUCAAGAUGCGUCUGGGCAGUGUGUCGACAGUGGGAGGAGACCGUCAGCUGGUGCCUACUGCCCGCAGCCGCAUCCUGAGGUGGGCAGGGGGAGGUGCAGAGAGGGCAGAAGGGAUCGGCGGCGCAAUGGCCCAUAGUGCUUUGUGGCUUCAAGAGGGAGGCACAUGUACUUGUCCUGGUUUAGACUCUGCAGAGACAAACAAAGGCAGAGCGCUGGAAGAGGACCAGGUAGACAAGAGGCAAGGAAAAGAGGGAGGAAAGCAGGAGAAUGGGACCUCAGGUGGCUGGUUCCUUGCCCUAGCUCAGGCUGAAGAAGGACGACUUGUGCUGACUCGACUGGUGAGGUGGAGCAGAGGAGACAAAGAGCUGAAGAAGUUUAUCAGGGUUCUUCUUAAACAGACCUGUCCAGAGCUGUAGACAGGGUCUUCUCAAUUAUAAAAACACAAGUGGAACCGAGUAAACCACAUGAACACAAAUACAUUCUGAUUGAAUCCCAGUAAUAACAGCUUUCUUUGGUGCCAGUUUAGCUCAGUUGGUAGAGCGGGCACCCAUGUGCAGAGGCUACAGUCCUUGACACACUGGUUGUAGGUUUGAGUCCCAAUCCUGGUACAGUUUAGCGCAUGCUCUACCCCCUGCUCUCUAUCCCCAUGUCUCUCUUUGGCUGUCCUGUCUAAUAAAGGAAAACUUCCCCCAAAGUAGUCUGUAAAAAACUAAAUAAGAGCCACUUCACAAAUGGGAAAAAAUGGCAAGGUUUUAAUGAAAAAAUACAACUUCACAAAGGUGCAGAGGUUUGUAUGAACCCAACUUAUGCAGUUGUUUUUUAUUUUUGUACAUUUGUUAAUACAGGAGAAUCUGAUCUCAUUGCAAGUUUUCCAUCAAUAAGUCAUGUCUGAAUUGAAGUGUAACUGUUAUUGCCUUUGUUAGGUUAAAUGCUUUUGUUUGCUGCCUACAGUAUCUCUGUAUCAGUGGUUCCCAAACUUUUCAGCCUGUGACUCCAAAGAAAACUGCAAGAGACCAGGGACCCCCGCUGUCCCUGGAGCUGGUAAAAGAAUACAUGUUGCACAAAGCAUUAUGUACAAAUUUACAUUUUUGUCCACAUAACUUACAUUUAAGCAAAAUCCCACUUAAUAGCUAUAGUUUUAUUCUAAAUGUAGCUUAUUUUAAGGAUAUUUUACAAUAACUGAUAAGAUAUACUAGUUUAAAUCAUGUUAAAUGUCUAUACGAAUUUUUGGCAAACACCCUGCGACCCCUCCUUAGUGUGUCACAACCCCUCAAGGGGCCCCGACCCCAAUUUGGGAACCACUGCUCUAUAUAACUAUAUUUUACGCAUAUAAAAUUUUCUGUAUACCAUAAAUAUAAAAGGCCAGCAAGUUUUCCUUUGAAUCGUAUUUUGUGAAAUGUGAUGGAGAAAAUAAAUCUUUUGGAUCUGUUA